Molecule: messenger RNA, 2307 nt
Organism: Theileria parva strain Muguga
Lineage: Eukaryota; Apicomplexa; Aconoidasida; Piroplasmida; Theileriidae
Exons: 1
Coding region: 1-2307 (768 amino acids)
Source: RefSeq, a predicted model, not a curated record
AUGAAUUUUCAACCAGUAGUUAGAAAUUUCAAAUACUUUCUCGGUUUUAUCAUUCUGUUUGUGGCAUUGAUUAGUGAGUGUGGACCGACAAAUAAACAUUUACAGGAAGAUAACGGCCCUGGUUUGAUAUCUGAACAAGGAGAAGGAUCAACAAGAAGUUUAAAAACAAAUCCGGAGCGACAAAAUAAACCUAUUAAUCUUGUUUCUGAAAGUAAAGGUUCCAAAUAUGAUGACUACAGCUCUGAUGAGGAAAAGGCGGAUCACACUCAAUCUAAGUUAAUAGUUCAAAAGUUCGACUUCAUUGUGAGUAUUUUUCCGGAUAAAAAUACUGAAAGCUACAAGAAAUAUGAACAUAAACUUUUAACUGAUAUUUUAACCAAACUUGCGGAUGGUUUUAGUAGAGCAAGCAUUGAUGAAGGAGGCCCUUUUGUAUACUUUAAUAUCAACACAACCUAUGAUAAUUUAGUUGAAUUUAGGAGACAAAUGGUGAAUGCAUUGCUUUACAUUGACGAAAAAAUGAAGGAUGAGUCCUCAUUUUUCUUUAAGGUGUUCAACCAAAUCCUGGAUAAUGUGCCGAUUUUUGAAAUUAUCAAUGAAAUUCAGUCUGAAAAUCAGCAAUUUUACAGUUUGUUCCCUACAAAUUCAGAAGGUUUAGUCUGGGAUCUAAACUUGGAUGACCUUGAAGUAGUAACCGAACCUCCAGAAAGUGCAGAAAAUUUACAACCAUAUAGUGAAGUUGAUCAAUCGUAUACCAAACCCGCUAUAUCAUAUAGUCAAGCUAUUCAAUCUACUACUAUUAACAGCACUAAUGAUAAUAGUAAUGGUAGCAGUGCUACUAUUACGCCUGAUAGUGAUGAAGAUAAUUUUAUGGAUGUUGAAUAUGACAAUAGUGGUAGUCAAAAGGGUAAACAAAUUCCAUUAAAUCAGGGAAUAAAUUUAGGCAGCGAAUUUAACAAAAACGUGCCUAGCACAUCUAAAAAUGAUAGAUACUUGUUAGCAUUUCUUGAAGAUCUUGAAAAUACGUUCAAACCAGGUGAAUUAGGGGAAAAUUUAGGUGAUAAAGGUGAGGGUGAUGUAAAUUACUGGAAUCAGCACUUGUACAGUAAUCCCGAGUUAUUUGAGCCUAAUAAUUAUUACGAAUUGGGCACUGGUUCUGAGGAGAUUAAGAAGUUUCUAACAUUCUUAAAAGAGGGGUUUGUGCCAAGUGUUCAUCCUUUUAGAAGCCCACUAGCCCAGGCGAUGACAGCUGCCAUGAUAAUAAUGCAGGAGACUGGAAUUGUGGACUUUUUGGCGGAACACUUUAAGAUGAAACGUGUGAAGACCAAAUUUUUAUUUAACAUGCUUUUUGAGGAGAAAAGUAAAAAGGAUUUGUACAUUAAGGACGUUAGAAUUUUGGAUAAAAUACAACUGGACACAAUAUAUGAGUAUAAUGGAUUCAAAAACUUGAAAAGAAAUGUACACCCUGAGGUUACUAUAGGAGGUGAAGAGUUAAGAGAUGCAGCAAUUACAUUUUCAAGUAAACUUUUCCCAAAAAUAGAGUUGAGUCCUGAGGAAUGUGCAGCUGAUAACUACAAACAAAAUUGUGUGUUGAAAGAGUUUUUAAGGAAAAGUAGUCUAAUAGAAAGUACAGAUGAAACUGAGUAUUCUGACCUUGAAGAUGUAUUGAAAAGGGGGAAGUUGAUGGUCCUGGUUUAUCCUAAUACAUAUAGUGAGUAUAGUAGUUUUAUUGAUAAAUUCUCCAAAGCUUUUCAUCACCGCGUUCUAACUGUGGCAAUGGAGAUAAUAAGGCGUAGAUACUGCAACUUCGGGUCUGAUGCAAUUGAAAUUGAGUAUGUAACUUCCAAAUCUCCAGUGAAGGAUUUACUGGAUAAAAAGGGCCAUAUGACUGGCAUGAACUUUAUGAUUGAGGAUCCUUACCCAUCAAAGAUACUCUUUGGCACUGAAACGGUUACACUUGGGGUCCCCAUUCUCUCGUACAAUACCUUUAUUGUAGUCCACCGGAAGCACAAGCUUAAAAAUUUGGAAGACUGGUACCGGUACAUCAAUAGAAAAGACCACGAGAAUAAGGUUAUCUUAACCAAUUACUCUGCAGGAAGUCUUUUAUUUUCAAAUGCCCGUCACUUCAAGAUUCUCUCAAUUUCCAUCCAAAAAGCCGUAGUAGUACCAUUCAAGCUUAUGGACGAACACAAACCGGCCGCUGGCGUGUUUUGGGGAAUUUAUCACUGUUCAAUGGGCAAUCCCAACUAUGUGUGUAUACACCUUCCUUACAACAUUAACCAAGCUCCCAGAUUUAGGGCACACUACUAA